AGAAUGUAAGUUGCACAAAUAUUUUUAACUAAUAAUAUGCCAGCAGGUUUACUUGCAUUUCUUCAUGUAUUUUCUUCACGAAAGUUGUUGCAGCCACAUGUUAUCAAAUCUGUUGGUGUUCACAUAUACGAAGAUAAAAAAAAUACAAGUAAUGAUCUAUACAUCGACUUAAAGAGAAAGUAUAUUGAAGCUAGAGGAUUGUCUUGGUAUUCAAGUAAAAGAAAAUCUGAUCGUUUUAAAGAAACAUUAAAUGAGUUUGAGGCACUUUUACUUGUUCAACAUGUUGUUUCAAUAUCUUGGAAAACCAUUAAAACAUGCCAGGUUGUUUUAUCAAAUGGAAUUAUUAUACAUCUAACUGUUUCAGAAGAAGUGCUUGACCUUGAGAGAAUUGAAAUUGAUAAAUUUUUUUCCACAAAAAUUAACAGUUAUGUAUGCAAUGUUAUUUACCACCAUAGUUUUAUGGUAUUUGCAUUGCUGGAUAAGCCAGAGCUUUGGCUUAUAAACCUUAGCAAAAAGACAACAGAGAAAUUUGAUGAAGUUUCUUUUGCAAGUGAGGUUUCCACUUUAAGUUUACCGUUUAGUUCAUCAGGAAUGCGCUUGAAGCGUAACAUGGCUGUGAAUACCAACUAUGAUAAGCUGUGUGUUUGGUGGACUUACUCAAAAGAAGGAGUGUCUUUACUUCAAAGUCCAAACAUUGUUGUUUUAUCAUUAACCAGGAUAUCAAAUGUUUACUCAAUGGAAAUUUCAAGUUGCUUUCAAUCAUCCAAUGAUCUUGUUGAUUUACAAUUCAGCUGUAAAUUGAAGAAUCAGAUUCUAACAGUAGAACAGAGCCAAUCAACAACAUUUAAAUAUAACGUAUAUUUAAAUGUGUAUGAUGUAACAAGUGGAAGAGUGGUAAAAGCUGUGUCUUUUUCUUUAAAAGGUCACAUUUGUUGCGUUUCUCGAAAUUCUUCUCAAUCUAAAGUUGUCAUUAUGUCUUCAUGUGGGAGGUUGGUUCUUUGGGAUGAGGAUAAAAGACAGAAAAAAACAGUCAAGCCUUCGUUUGUAUGCACAAUUAUUAAAUGGCAUCCUAGUGACUGCUUAUUGGUAAUUGCUAAUUCAAAAGGAGAUUUUCAGAUAUUUGAUCAGGCAUUAAACAGACUUUCAUUGCAGUUGGUUGGCGAAGAAAUCUGUGAAGAUAUUUUGAUGCUUUCAAAGUUUUUUUUUACUGCACCUAAACUUUUAUAUCUUUCUUGGGCUAAUGAUUAUAAUUUAAAUGCGAUUGACUCACUUUCUUGCUACAAUGAUAUGUUACUUCUUUUUGAAAGUGGUCCUUUAUGUAUUCUUCGGUUCGAACAUGGUGUUUGUGCAUCAGGAAUGUUAACAUCAAUUGAAUUAACUUGUGAGUAUAUAAAGCAUCAACAAUUCUCAGAGGCUGUAAAUUUGUUAUCUUCUAUGAAUUGGGAUGUCUCUGGUGAGGAAUGCUUUCAGUGUUUAUGUUUGAUAGCUGAACAUUCUUUUACAGAUACAUUUAAAGAGUGGGUUAGAGGGGGAGAAGGUGUUAUUGAAGACGCACUUGGAAGUUUUUAUGCACCAAAACAACCCCUAAAUGCUAAAACAAUAAUCAAAUUCAAAGAUGAUGUCAACCGAAUCGCUAGAAAAUUUUUUAACAUUUUGCUUAGAUUUAAACGUUAUGAAAAAGCUUUUUUAUUAGCAGUUGAUAUUGGCUCAAAAGAUUUGUUUAUGGACAUUCAUUACUGCGCUUUGGAUGAAGGAAAGAUUGAUUUGGCAAAUGCUUCUAAAAAUCGAGCCUUUCUUAUACAUAAUCAAAAGGAUAAUCAUGGUCUUACAAUAGCCAGCAAUUUGAUGCCUUAUGAAAUAAAUGAAAAUGAUGAUGAAUUAACAAGAAAACUGGAAGCUGUAUAUAUUACUCCUGCUUUUUCUAAGUAUCCUCGAAGAGUUUCAGUGCCACAAAAUGAGAAUGAUAGUGAAAGAAAAUUUUAUUGUUUUAAAAAGCUAAGCACAUCUAGUACCUCUUCGAGCACUUCUUCUGGUAUUAACAGUGAGAAAUAUUUCAGAUCUGAAAAUUCACAAAUAAAAGUAUAGCAACAUUAAUAUGUGGUUAUAUCGUAAUUCUUUAUCUCGAAUUGUGCAACAGAUUUCGAAGAAUAUCAUUUUUAAUAGGUUAAAUAAACAAUUUGCAACAAACUCAAUUUUGUUAUGCAAAAAAACUGAAAUUCAAGAUGCAUCAAAAUAUCUCACUUCAAUACUCUCUGAGUAUAAAACAGGAUGUUUUUUUGCUGGCAUAAGUCAAUACUGUGAAGAGGAAGAUCAUGAUAAUGUUGUAAUGCUGCAUUUUUCCUCAGAUAUUUUUAUUAAUCCAGAGGUUACUAUGAGUAAGCCUAAUUCAUUAUUGAAUUGUUUGAUGUUAUAUAAUGAUGUUGAUGCUUUUAUGAAAAAUAUGAAGAUUUUAUCAACGUUGCCAGUUUAUGUUGGAGAAGUUGAUGCAAUUGAACAGUCUCAAUGGAGUUUUGGAUUCACACUUUUUCCUUUUAGCAUUUUUUCUAACAAUAUGUUUUGUUGUCUUUUGCAUGAAAGUGGACUUGUUGUAAAUGUUGAUGGUAAAAGUUGCAAAUAUGACAUUGAAGACAUUGAUUAUAUUGGUUUACAUGUAUCCAAAUCACCCUUCAAUCGUAGGGAAAUUUUUGUUGCUUUGAAAAAUGA
This is a messenger RNA of Hydra vulgaris (swiftwater hydra), 2703 nucleotides long. NCBI's taxonomy places the organism in Eukaryota, Metazoa, Cnidaria, Hydrozoa, Anthoathecata, Hydridae. The record is from RefSeq and is a predicted model, not a curated record.